CACAAUUUAAAAGCAGAGUAACAACAGAGUGAGUCGCAGUUCAGCAGCUCUACGGACGUUUCAUCUCUGUCUGUCUGUAAUUUACAUGUUUAAAAUAGACUUUUAUCAGUUUAGUAACAUGUUUACAUUCUGGAUUUUUAUUCUCUGUCUGACUUUCAUCGUCUGGACUCCGGUUGAAGGUCAGUCUGAGGUGAUUGGGUCAACUCAGCCAAUCAUCGCUUCUCCAGGUGAUGAUGUCAUCCUGCCAUGUCACCUGGACCCUGAGUUCAAUGUGAAGGGGCUGACGGUGGAGUGGUCGAAGCUGAAGCCUGACCCCUCAGAUCGGCUGAGUCGGGUCGCGUACGUCCAUCUUUACCGGCACAGACAGGAAGACCUCGACAUGAAGAUCCCAGCGUACCUCAACAGGACGGAGCUGUUCACAGAUGAACUGGAGCGCGGAAACAUUUCACUCAAGAUCAUGAACGUGACGCUGGCAGAUGAAGGGAGAUACAGAUGUUUGGUUCCCAAGUUGAAGAGCAGAGUGAAGUCGGCAAUUGUUCGACUUGUUGUUGUUGAAUCAAAGUCUGAUGAAACCUGGACAACAGAGACGCCGCAUCACCAAACUCCUGAUCCAACGGAUGAGACGGACGUUAAAGGUGGUCGUCACAGUCGGAGCGCUCUGAUCUCAACUGUGGUGGUUUUCUGUGUCUUACUAAUCUUUGGUGGUCUAGUUGGUGGAUAUUUAUUUAAACAAAGGCGUCAAAAACCAAAUCAUGUGAAGAAUGAUAACGCCUUACUCAAACCAGUCUAGAUGCCUUGCUCAGAGGUACUUUACUGGCUGGUGUUAAAGGAGAUGAGAGCCUUAAACUCACCUUGAUCUUUCUGGGGAUUUCAACCGGACACAUGUGGACUCACUGGAUCAGCAUUAGGGGGGUUUCUACAGUGGAUACAAGCUCAAAUCAUCCUGCUGAGAAAAUGAUGUGCUUCUCAGCUGAAGCUCUUAGAUGGAUCCUGGCUGGAGGAAUGCUGAUCCUCAAAGUGACAUUUAAAAAAAAGAAGCACCGUCUGACCUAAACACAAUUGAUUCAGGUCCAGAAAUUACAACCUGGAGAAGAACUGUGCCAGAAAUCUUCAUCCACAUGAUCAGUAGCAGGAUCGCUUUGCAUCAGCCUAUUGAGUGAAAAACUCUGUGGCAGCAGUUUAGACUUUACACCUCGUCCAUCAUUUCCAACUUUAACCUUGUUGGUUGAUGAGCAACCAGAGGCGACAUCAAAGAGACCCAGGAAUAAGAAGAGAAAGGUUUCAAUGCUUCAUAAACUUUUCGUCAGGGCUUUUCAUCUUGAAAGUUCCAAGAAAUAUCAACACAGGACUGUGAUAUGUAGUAAAAAGAGGAUUUUGCUGCAAUUUUCAACGUUUUGUGACGUUACUGUGAUCUGAGCUCCAGUUUACUUAACUAUAACUGGAGGAAGAAUAUUGUUUUUAUGUAUUUAUGUUACGUGAUCCUGAAUAUUACAACCAAGAAAUUUCAUUUCUUUAUACUGUUAUAAAUCCUAAUGACUGUUUUUGUUUCUGUCACAGUGUUAAAACAGUGUCUCAGAAGGAUGGAGUGAAGAAUUUAGGUUAUUAUGUUUUGUAGUUAUUUUUGUUAAGCUGAUCAUAGAAUUUGAGUUUUUGCACAUGUGAGUUCAGAGCUGAAUUUUCCUUAUAAAGUUCAUUUUAAGUUAAAACGCUCUCCGCUCCCUUAACAUCAACUGUCAAUGUGCCUUUGAGCAGUGCACCCACAGUAUCCCUCAAUAUAGUUGUAUCAGUAUAUCGGUUACAUAUUCUCAUAUUAUUCUGUCAUUUAAAUUACUAUUAUUUCUACAAUAAAAGAUUUUGUUAAAUGUUGAUCAUUAAACUACCUUUUGCACUUUAAAACAGUUAUUGUUACCUCUUGUCAUGCUGGUGUGACACUUGAAAAGAACAAAUCAAAGUACAUUUGAGUUUUUUUCAUCUAUUAAAUUCUUUUUGGGGAUGUCAUUCUGUUAUUGUGACCUGUAUUACAAGGACAUUUUUCAAAUUUUACAUUCUUUAAAAUUUGAUUUAAGUAACACCACUGUUAGAUGAAUAAAGUAGGUAAAAGUUGUCAAAUAAAUCAUAUUUUUAAAUGA
Molecule: messenger RNA, 2129 nt
Organism: Thunnus maccoyii (southern bluefin tuna)
Lineage: Eukaryota; Metazoa; Chordata; Actinopteri; Scombriformes; Scombridae
Product: butyrophilin subfamily 1 member A1-like
Exons: 6
Coding region: 86-790 (234 amino acids)
Source: RefSeq, a predicted model, not a curated record